This is a messenger RNA of Fusarium vanettenii 77-13-4, 1849 nucleotides long. RefSeq lists its product as uncharacterized. The record is from RefSeq and is a predicted model, not a curated record. NCBI's taxonomy places the organism in Eukaryota, Fungi, Ascomycota, Sordariomycetes, Hypocreales, Nectriaceae. The transcript has a single exon. The coding region runs from base 1 to 1737 and encodes 578 amino acids.
AUGCCAUACUGCCCCGAGAACAGAGUGGUGGGAUACUCGCUCGACUGGUACCGUCUCCCAGAUGUUCCCGAGUUUUUCGUCUGCACCAGAUGCCACGCCGACCACAUCGCAGCAACACAUCUUACAGGUCAGUUUGAGCGAGUCAAGCAACCCGAUGGUUCUGCGUCUAGUUGUGGCUUCUACGUACCUCGUGUGAAGGAGAUCCUCUGGCCACAGGCUCUUCAGAGCAACGACCUGAGCGCCCUACGUGCUUACAUGAAGAAGCGCCCAGAGGUACUUGCCUGCAAGGGGAAAGCCCAAGUUACCGGUGCCGAAGGUUUCAAGUGGUUCCAAAUGGCACAGAACGAGAUCAAUGGCUUCGUUACGUGUGAGGCCUGUUACGAGGAUCAUCUGGUGGGCACACCAUUUGAGCAUCUAUUCUCCCCUUCUCGGCCUCACCCCCAAGAGGAGAAGUGGACGUGCGACAUGGCCAUCCCAUACGUCCAGAAAAUGGUGACACAAACGGCAAAGCAGAACGACUGGCAAGGUUUCGUAGCCGCCGCCAAGAAGCGUAUGGAGCUUCCGGUCUGCGAUGGUGAGGCUGUUGAGGCUAGCGGUCGUACUUGGUACCUACCUCGCCGCAAGAUCAAGGACAUGUACGUCUGCGAGGCAUGCUACAUGGACAAACUAUCUUUGACGAGGUUCAGUGGCGAGUUUGAGCCUUAUAUACGACCAGAUGGCUUUGACGGCCUCAUGGAAACACUCGGCCAACGGUGGAGCUGUGAUUUUGCCGACAACAAGAUUUCCAUGUCGUUUGCUCUAGAGGGGGCUAUCUACCAGCGCAACUUUGACGUCCUCUGGAAUGCUGCUAAUGCCAUUCUCAAUCUUGUUCCUUGUACCAAGCAUGGUAUUGUACGAGGCAAGUGGUGGACUGUGGCAGGCGGAUGCCCUGAGCUGGACAUCUGCGAAGCAUGCUACAACGCCAUCUUGAUACCUGCUGGUGUCAGUCACUUCUUCGAGCAGGCGGAGAGGGAUCAGACUGUCGACAUUUUUUGCAACUUUUGUCCUUCAACGCCACGCUUUGGCGUGUUCCUUCUGAAGUUUGCCGAAGCACUCGACAAGGGAGUUUUCAGUUACUACUCGGACUAUGUCAAGAAGUGGGCUGCUGUGCCUGUAUGCCCUGGCAUCAAGCAUAGAGAGAAAGGAAAAUGGUGGGGAUAUGGCGAGGCCCUCUUCUGUCCGGAUUGCUACCUAAGCUUCGUGGCCGAUACACCCCUUGCAGACUCUCUUCCCGUCAAGGAUGUAUACGAUGAGCGAGCCCUCGUCUGUCAGAUUUGGUCACCGAGAAUGCGCAAGAUGUGGCUCGAAGUCUGCGCAGCGGGACCCCCCGGCUCUCCAGAAUCCGAAGUAGCGUUGAACGAGUUCAGAGCAUUCGGCACCAAGCGCAUGCAAGUCUACAACGCAACCGUUCCACAGAUCGAGUUUAUCCAUGGCAUGAAGAUGCUCAAGAUGCAAAACGCCAUGCACCAGGGCCAACUGAGUCUCUUGUAUCAAGGCAUGAACUCCAUGGCGGCUAUCUCGGGGACGACGGAUGGGUAUCUCCACGGGAACAGCUCCCUCGGGUAUUAUGAGACUGAGCACGGUGCGACGGCUGCCCAGAUGAUGAACAACAUGCAUUCUGGUAUGGCGGAUGCGAAUAGCGGAGGUGAUUGGAUGCAGAUCGCGAGGUUGCAGGCUAUGUGGAUGGAGGUGGAGUGAUGAUAGGGAGAACAUGAGAUGACGAGUUUAUGUUUAUGUUUGUGAUUGUCUUGCUUGUCUGUUAGAAUCUAUUUUGUAGCGUACAAUUUCUCAUAUCGUCCCUUGGACCCAU